CGACAUUCUCAAUUUUAUAUUUGACUCUCACCUUCGGCGCUAAUAUCACGUUAUAUAACUUACUUUGCCAAGCACCUACCAAUGUCUCCUCCACUUCGAACACUCGGCCACAACGGCCCCCAGGUCAACGCGGUUGGCCUAGGCCUUAUGAGUAUUGGCGGGAUCUACGGCGCUGCUAGUUCUAUCGAGGAAGGAGUUGCUUUCCUAGACCACGCAUAUGCCACUGGUCAGCGCUUCUGGGACACAGCAGACAUGUACCUCAGCAGUGAGGAAAUCGUGGGCGAAUGGAUUAAGCGGUCCGGCAAGCGCAGCGAUAUUUUCCUCGCCACCAAGUUUGCUGUUCAGUCAUUCGAUGGGAAGGGGUUGACUGUUAGCUCGGAUCCCGAGUACGCCAAGUUGGCUUGCGAGAGAUCCCUGAAGAAACUGAAUGUCGACACUAUCGAUCUGUACUAUUGUCACCGAGUUGAUGGGGUGACACCAAUCGAGAAGACCAUCGAGGCAAUGGUUGAGCUAAAGAAUGAAGGAAAGAUUCGAUACAUCGGUCUCUCCGAAGUCUCAUCUGCAACACUGCGUCGAGCCCACGCUGUCCACCCGAUCUCCGCUCUCCAGAUAGAAUACAGCCCCUUCGCGCUCGACAUCGAGUCGCCUAACUCUGAUAUCCUGGACACCUGCCGGGAGUUAGGCGUUGCCGUUGUAGCCUACAGCCCUAUCGGCCGUGGUAUCCUGACCGGACAAUUCAAGUCCACGGCUGACUUGCCCGAGAAUGAUUUCCGCCGCUUCUUCCCCAAGUACUCGGAGGAGAACUUUCCCAGGAUCUUGGAGCUAGUGCAGGGACUGAACGAUGUGGCCAAGGCGCACAAUAGCACUUCUACCCAGAUCGCGAUCGCGUGGUUGCUCGCGCAGGGUCCCGAUAUCAUUCCCAUCCCAGGGACAAGGGCCAUUGCUCGUAUGGAUGAGAAUGCUGCGUCGGCGCAGAUUCAACUAUCGGACGAGGAGCAGCGCACUAUUCGAGAGUUGAUCAAGCGGGCAGAGGUUCCUGGUACUCGGUACCCUGAAGGGAUGAUGAGCCAUAUCCUUGCGGAUACUCCGGCACUGUAAUGGCAAAUAUAUAUGUCUAUCUCUAUCUUUGUAUAGGUCGAAGCAAUUUGAAAUCAUAAGUUGACCAGACUCAAGGUACAAUUUUGGCCCAUGUUGACUAUAACUUAAGAACUUUACGAACUGCUGCUAGUAAGAGAGCGAGGAGGGUCUAUUUACAUUCGAUAUAGGUUGUAAAUAUCAUUUAAU
This is a messenger RNA of Aspergillus pseudotamarii, 1284 nucleotides long. RefSeq names its product NADP-dependent oxidoreductase domain-containing protein. Gene Ontology annotation, cellular component: cytoplasm. The record is from RefSeq and is a predicted model, not a curated record. NCBI's taxonomy places the organism in Eukaryota, Fungi, Ascomycota, Eurotiomycetes, Eurotiales, Aspergillaceae. Bases 82 to 1098 code for a protein of 338 amino acids. The transcript has 3 exons.